CUGCACCUCUUUUUUUUUUCUUUUUUAUUCUUUCUUUUUCUUUUUCUUCCAUCUUCCAUUAACUUUUCCUUUUUUUUACAAUGGCAAAGGAUGAUAAUAAAUCUCUACGACUACUUGUGGUUUCUAACCGUCUUCCCGUUACUGUAACAAAAAAUACAACAACAAACAAUUAUGAUUUCAAAAUGUCUUCUGGUGGUCUUGUUGCAGCUUUAAGUGGUCUCAAAAAGCAAAUGAGUUUUACUUGGAUUGGUUGGCCAGGUAUCGACGUUCCUAUUCCCGAACGCAAAAAUUUACAAGAACGCUUAUUGGAGGAAACUUCAACAUUACCAGUAUUUGUUGAUGAAGACCUUGCUGAAUUACAUUAUAAUGGCUUCUCAAAUAGUAUUCUUUGGCCUUUGUUUCAUUAUCAUCCUGGGGAAAUUUCAUUCAAUGAAGAAUGGUGGGAAGCUUAUCAAAAAGUCAAUCAAUUAUUUGCUGAUGCUAUUGAUGAAAUUGUACAAGAUGGUGAUUUAGUAUGGAUUCAAGAUUAUCAUCUCAUGUUAUUACCUGCUAUGUUACGAAAUAAGACAAAGAAAGAUAUUAAGAUUGGAUGGUUUUUACAUACUCCUUUUCCAAGUAGUGAAAUUUAUAGAAUUUUACCUGUCCGAAAGGAAAUUCUACUCGGUGUCUUGGAAAGUGAUUUACUGGGUUUCCACACUUACGACUAUGCCCGCCACUUUUUAUCAUCAUGCACGCGUAUUCUCGGACUUUCAACUAUGCCCAAUGGUGUUGAAUAUGAAGGUCGCUAUGUACAAGUUGGUACUUUCCCUAUUGGUAUUGAUCCAGAUAAAUUUACCGAAGGUCUCAAAGAUCAAAAAAUUCAAGCACGUAUCUCUCAACUAAAAGGUCGUUUUGGUGAUUGCAAAUUGAUUGUUGGUGUUGAUCGUUUGGACUAUAUCAAAGGUGUUCCUCAGAAAAUGCAUGCCUUAGAAGUCUUUCUUAGUGAACAUCCUGAAUGGGUUGGUAAAGUGGUAUUAGUACAAUUGGCUAUUCCUUCUCGUGAAGAUGUGGAAGAAUAUCAACAACUACGAAGUACUAUUAAUGAAUUGGUGGGUCGUAUCAAUGGUCAAUAUGGUACUGUUGAAUUUGUUCCUAUUCAUUUUAUGCAUCGAUCAAUUCCUUUUGAAGAAUUAGUGGCUCUUUAUGCUGCUGCUGACGUCUGUUUAGUCUCUUCUACUCGUGAUGGUAUGAACUUGGUUUCUUAUGAAUAUAUCUCCUCUCAACAAAACAAUCAUGGUGUCUUGAUUUUAUCUGAAUUCGCUGGUGCUGCUCAAUCUUUGAAUGGAUCUAUCAUUGUCAAUCCUUGGAAUACUGAAGAAAUGGCCAAUGCUAUUUAUGAAGCUGUCACUAUGCCUGAAGAUACUCGUCAAUCCAAUCAUCAAAAGCUUUAUAGAUAUGUUACCAAGUAUACUGCUGCUUAUUGGGGUGCCAGUUUUGUUAAUGAAUUACGUCGUGUUAGUGAAGAAUUUGGUCAACAAAUGGCAAUGCCACAACUCAAUACGAAUCAAGUUUUAGAGAAAUACCAAACGUCUAAACAAAAGAAGCUCGUACUACUCGAUUAUGAUGGUACCUUGACGACAACUCAUAAACUUCCUGAAUUCGCUAAACCAUCACCCAAAGUAUUGGAUCAAUUGAAGGCCCUUGCAUCUCAACCGGAUACAUAUGUAUACAUUCUUUCUGGACGUGGACGACAACAUUUGGAUUCUUGGUUUGAAAGCACUGGUAUUGGAUUAAGCUCUGAACAUGGGUGUUUCUAUAAGCAUCCAGCAAAUAUUCGUGAUAAGGUCAAUCCUGCUGCAUCUGCUUCUGAAGGCAAAUUGGUCAAGGCUGAAGACGAUCAUUGGUAUUGCUUAGUGGAACAAAUCGAUCCAAGUUGGAAAGAAACUAUUUUACCUCUUUUUGAACAUUAUACCGAACGUACACCUGGAUCCUUUAUUGAAGAAAAAGAAAUCAAUUUGACAUGGCAUUAUCGUAAUGCUGAUCCUGAAUUUGGUAGUUGGCAAGCAACUGAACUCCAGGUGAAUUUGGAAAAACUUCUUAGUCAUAUGGCAUUAUCAAUUGUUCUUGGAAACAAAACAUUGGAACUACGACCAUCCUCUGUGGAUAAAUCAACGGCAGUACGUGCCAUCAUCAAAGAUCUUGGUUUAGCUUCGGUAGACUUUACUCUUUGUGUGGGUGACGGUAAAACAGAUGAAGUUGUCUUUUCUUACUUGAAUGAAAUUCCUCAUUCAAUCACAAGUACUGUUGGCAAGAAACAAACUGAAGCUCAAUAUUAUAUUCCAACGGUGGAUCUUGUCAAUAAUCUGGUAGAAGAAUUAGGUCAAGUCAAGCUAUCUUAGAUUUAGUUUAGUUUUUUUUUUUUUUUGGGAUGAUCAUACAUUGAUUACAGACUUGACAUUUUUUUUUUAUCCUUGUCCCCUUUUUAUUUUUCUAUUUUUACAGUGUUUUCAAAGAGUUUUUUGUCGGGUUACAAGAAAAUAGUUUCGUGAUGAUAUAAAAUAAAAUUUCGGCCUUUCCCAAAAUGGAUGUCUCAUUACCAGUUUUUCAGAUAUCGCUCCAGAGUAUGUCAAAACACAUUGAUUGAUGAUACAGUAUAUUAAGCAUUCUCUU
This is a messenger RNA of Halteromyces radiatus, 2649 nucleotides long. RefSeq names its product glycosyltransferase family 20-domain-containing protein. The record is from RefSeq and is a predicted model, not a curated record. Bases 81 to 2378 code for a protein of 765 amino acids. Gene Ontology annotation, molecular function: alpha,alpha-trehalose-phosphate synthase (UDP-forming) activity. Gene Ontology annotation, biological process: trehalose biosynthetic process. Lineage: Eukaryota; Fungi; Mucoromycota; Mucoromycetes; Mucorales; Cunninghamellaceae. The transcript has 8 exons. Gene Ontology annotation, cellular component: alpha,alpha-trehalose-phosphate synthase complex (UDP-forming); cytosol.